AGAAGUUAUAAUAUUAUUUAAAUAGCUCUACACGUAAUUUUCUCACAUUAAAUAUUUUCGAGCUACCACAGAAUACAGCAGAGACAAAAUGCUCUUUGAACGUUUGGGUCACCGCGUUCUAAAAACGAAGGAUAUUGCUAGGUUAUUUCUAUGGGCACCUAAAGCCUUAUUAAAAUCAUUAAUGUUGUGGCCCGAGAAAGGAAUGAACUUACUACUGAUGAGAGCCUACUACAUAUUUCUACUAAGUAUUAAUCUAUUUGUCACCUAUGGUAUCGUCCAGUACACGAUAACAUAUAAAGAUCAGUUUGAUAAAUUUGCGUAUGGAUUAUGUGUCUGUAUAAUACCAAUUUUGCAUCUUUUAAAAGGCCCCGCAACGUGUUACAAUAUCAAAAAAAUGGAUCUCCUGGUAGAGCAAGUAAUGCAAUACUUUUGGCCAUAUGAUUUACUUGGUGGCCAUUCCCAAAAGUAUAUAGAAUCUCUUUUCUCUUAUCUUAAGACACUCCAACUUUCAUUUUUUAUAUUAGGUCUCCUUUAUAUCGGUACAAUAUUAUCUUCACCAUUAAUUUUGGCUACAGAAAGAAGUUUACCCUUUCCGGCAAAAUUUGAUUUUGAUCACACCGUUUCGCCAGUAUAUGAAAUUAUGUAUGUUAUUCAAAGUUUUUUUAUAAUCUUUGUCGCAGCAAUCUUAGGACUUGGCGUAGACUUGUUUGUAUUGGCUAUGUGUGCAUGCGCAGCUUCUCAAUUUAAGUUAGUUGGGCAUUGCUUUUCUCUACUUGGAACACCUGCUGUUAAGAAUGUAAACCAUAAACUGGACAACAUGUUUUCUGCUGAAUUUUGCGGAGAACAGGACGAAAAUAAGAAGCUUUUUAUUAGAUGUGUUAAACAUCAAGAAAGACUAUUUAGAUUCGUUAAAGACUUAAACGAAGCUUUCAAUUUCAUUGAAUUGGGACAGCUGUUAUUAAGUCUAUUUGGAGUGUGCUUAAAUGCUUUUAUAUUGUUAUCUAACUCCGCCCUUGCGCAAUCUCUUGGGUCCAGUUUAUUAGCGCUAGGUUUUACUUUGCAACUUUUUUUGGACUGUAUUAUAGGAACAGAAUUGGUUUAUCAGGCUAAUUUAACUUCAGACUAUUUGUUUAACAGCAAUUGGUGGAGUUUGGACAAGAAAUUAAAAAAGGAUAUAGCAUUCGUUUUACAACAUUCUCAAAGAGUUCAGCAAUUAAGCGCUUACAAAUUAUAUGAUAUGAAUAUGACUUCUUGGAUGAAGGUUUUAAAACUAGCAUUCUCUCUGUUUACUGUUUUAAAUAGAGUUUUGAAGUAGUUGUAAACUAGUAUGGACUUUUAUAACCUAUUGAAAACGAUUUAAUGACCGGCCUGUUUUAUGCUACAAUAAAUAUCAGAAUCAUUUAAA
This is a messenger RNA of Diabrotica virgifera virgifera (western corn rootworm), 1405 nucleotides long. Its product is annotated as odorant receptor 83a-like. Bases 89 to 1315 code for a protein of 408 amino acids. Gene Ontology annotation, molecular function: odorant binding; olfactory receptor activity. Gene Ontology annotation, biological process: sensory perception of smell; detection of chemical stimulus involved in sensory perception of smell. The transcript has 8 exons. Lineage: Eukaryota; Metazoa; Arthropoda; Insecta; Coleoptera; Chrysomelidae. Gene Ontology annotation, cellular component: plasma membrane. The record is from RefSeq and is a predicted model, not a curated record.